GGACAGAACAGAGAGUUCAGAAAAAAUAUUGGCAAAGUUAGCAGGCGGAGAACUCCUCAUUGCUUCUCCCUGAACGUUUUCCCUUUUUUAGACGUGGUCAUUGACUCUCCCUUAGAGCUCCAUCAGUCAAAGGAAACAUGACAUCUCUCGAGAAGAGAGCCAACUAUGCCUCAUCACCAAUCCGUGGACCUGGAGAUGGCAUGGAAACUGAGCAGCCAGCUAAAACUGUGGAAGUAAUUGCUGAAGUCCACACUACAAACCGUCACGCCCGUCACAGUCCACACAGGAAAGCUAUCUCUUCCCUGAGUCCUGGAGUUCUCCAACUAGGGAAAAUACACAAUAAUAAGUCAGUUGAGAUUGAAGCUGUGCGAAUACUAGUUCCCAAAGCUGCUAUAACUCAUGUUGUUCCUACCAAAAAUGCUAAAGUGGCUAAAUCUCUGGGACACCAUAAAGGAGAGGACUUCAGCAAGUCAGGUGGAGUUACAGAAUCCAAUAAAGAAUUUUUUGAGCUAAAAAAUGCAGUAGAAAAGCUCAAGAAUUCAGAAAGGAGAUUGUUACAGGACAAAGAAGGUCUUUCCAACCAGCUGCAUGUACAGACAGAGGUGAAUCGAGAGCUGAAGAAGUUACUUAUUGCUUCUGUUGGGGAUGAUCUGCAAUAUCACUUUGAACGCAUGGCUCGUGAGAAAAAUCAGUUGAUCCUAGAAAAUGAGGCCUUAGGCCGGAAUGUGUGUCAGCUGUCUGAACAGUUAGAGCGCAUGUCUAUACAGUGUGAUGUGUGGCGCAGCAAAUUUCUGGCAAGCAGAGUCAUGGCUGAUGAACUAACCAAUGCCAGAGCAACUCUUCAGCGCCAAACCAGGGAUGCACAAAGUGCAAUUCAGGAUAUGUUAAGUGAACGUGACCAGUUCCGUCAAGAAAUGAUCGAUACACAGAAAUUGUUAGAAGAGCUGCUGGUUUCACUACAGUGGGGGAGGCAGCAGACUUAUUAUCCUAGUGCUCAACCUCACAGUACAGCAGAGCUAGCAGCAGUGAACCAUAAGCUGGCUAAAGCAGUGAAAUCCCACCUUCUUGGAAAUGUUGGCACUAACACUCCAAAAAAGACUCCCCCAUCAACAGAGUUCUGCAACACUCCUGCUGAGAAAAUGGCUGAAAUGGUCUUGCGAGUGUUGGAUCCAACUGCCAGUAAUGAAGCGUCACCAGAAGUUUCCUUUUCUGAGCCUUCCUCACCCUCUUUUCUUUCCACAAAGAAGAACAUCGGUCGGUUUCACCCAUAUACCAGAUAUGAAAAUAUAACUUUCAAUUGCUGCAAUCAUUGCCAGGGAGAACUGAUAGCUCUUUAAAAUCACUGUGCUAAAAACAAAAUAAAUUCAGGCUGUCUGUGGAUAUAACAACUUUUCCUUAAGAGACACUAGUCAUUUAUCCAUUCUGAUUUCCCUCUUUGCUUUUAUCUUCCAGGGAUAAGGGGGCUAUGCUGGCACCAAUGUACUUUUUACUUCCUAUAACUUCCAUACUUAGUGACCUUGUUGUGGGACCAUGGUUAACGCUUAAAUCUACAAAUGCAAGUCCAGGAUGUUAAUGAUAGUACAAUUUAUAGUGUAAAUAGCCCCUUAUAUAUGCAGGAUUUGUAAUUAUAUUAUGAAAUCUUUAAUGGAUUUCUGCUCAGGGGAAGACAAAAGCAUGAAAAUAUUUAAGAAUAUAGACAAGUGCUUAAUCUCUGAAUAGUGCUUACUUUAAAAGGAGCUGAGAUAAAUGAUACUGGGAGAAACAUUGAGAUAAGUAUUUUCAUUUAAAGGGGCAUUGGAAUACACAGUCAGUUCCAUGCUAUUCAUUUAUAGUGUUACUCAAUUUGCUGUGGUGCUAUGAUCAGAUUUUUAUAAUCCUAGUACGUUACAAGAUCUGGUGCAAUUAACAGUAUGGGUCCUUACAAGUGCAGAAGGGGAUGGCAAGGCCCUGUUCAGAAUUCUUCCUUUACCCUUCUCUAGCAGAGAAGCCUCAAGAAGAAACUUUAAUGAAACUGAAAGGCAUUAAGUAUGAGUUGGUGCAGAAUGGAUUCUGGAAGCUGUGUGCACACACUGAAGUUAUUUUUGUGUGUACAUGUUGUUGAAACAAGUGAAUGGAAGCAUUUUAACUUGUGGAACCAAGUUGCUGCAUAGCUGAUACUCAGCAAAGAUAUAUACCUCCGCUAGUGGUUAGUUUAAAAAACGGAAGCUUACCCUAGACUUAGCAGCAGGUUAUUACAAAUGAAACUUUAACUGGUAUUAUGCUCACAGGAGGGGCCAGCAUCAUCAAAUACUUGGUAUGUAUAGGCAGACACAAAAUACUAUAUUUUUACUCAUUUGCUUUAUUAGGUUAAUGAGACAAAGUUCAAAGAAUGUACUUGUAACUAGUCUGCCAAACAGUCUGAGAAGACAGGUUGCAGAGUUCUCUUCUUGCUUAUUUGCACGUAGACAGGAUAUGAGUCUUCCAUCUGUUAUUAGGGAGCUUAUAAAAUCUUUUUGAACAAAAGUCCUAUUCAUAACAAUCAUGCUGAUGCCUUGCAGCACUUCAUUAUCCUCCAUCCCCCAACAAGCACAGUAUACAUAGCCUUGGCAUGUAAUUAAGGAAAAGGUCUCUAAACCAGUUGCUGUAACACUUUUGUUUGGUAAAUCUAGUACUGUAUACAGGGUAUAAAAGGUAUAAGUUUUUGACUGCUACACUUGGUCAUGUUUUGGCCUGUACAAUUAAUGUUACAAUAAACAUUCUCUACUUUUAUCACAAA
This is a messenger RNA of Pelodiscus sinensis (Chinese soft-shelled turtle), 2755 nucleotides long. NCBI's taxonomy places the organism in Eukaryota, Metazoa, Chordata, Testudines, Trionychidae. The record is from RefSeq and is a predicted model, not a curated record.